Vollenhovia emeryi is the source of this 5813-nucleotide messenger RNA. RefSeq lists its product as uncharacterized. The coding region runs from base 670 to 3732 and encodes 1020 amino acids. The transcript is spliced from 8 exons. The record is from RefSeq and is a predicted model, not a curated record. Lineage: Eukaryota; Metazoa; Arthropoda; Insecta; Hymenoptera; Formicidae.
GGCCGUGCGCAUUCGAGCGAGGGCCAGCGCAGCGCGCCGACGGCAGCGUAAAACGCUCGCGUCGCCGCCGCCGCUGCCGCCGACGACGAGCGAUUGACUCUCUGUGUCCGCGAGACUCGGUACGCCGCGGCCGGGGGGGGAGAAGUGCGAGGCGAGAUCGCGCGUACGUAAAACAAGUGCGUGCGUGCGUGCGUGCGUGCCGUGCGUCUGCGUCGCGUAAAUUCGCGCUCGGGCGAGAAAGAAAGAGGGAGCGACGGAAACGGCGAGAUCGACGAGGAAAGGGGAGAGGAGUGCGAAGGAAGAAACGGGGAAGAGAGAGAGAGACACGCACACAUACGCGCACGCUUGUGGCGCGUCGCGACGAAGCGCAACAUCGCUCGGAGAGGAAACGGCCGAAGUUCGGAACGAACGACGGUCGGUCGGACGGGCGGACGGGGACGAGACGAGACGAGAGACGCGACACGACGCGACGUGACGGCGAGAACGGCGUCGCGAGCCCGCUCCACCGUUGUCGCUCGUCCGAGUCGCGGCCUCGAGAGUAGCGUUGCCAGUCGCGCUCGCCCGCUCCCGCCUCCCGCCGCCCGACGCAUCGGGGUUGUCGCCGCCGCCGCCGCCACCAGGGUUGUCGCCAAGGACGGAGCACUGCGUGCUGACCACCUGCCAGGAAGCAUGGAAAUAUCCAAGAGCCUGCACGAGGAGAUCGUCACCGUGCAACAGAAACUGCAGAGAGCGAUACUCGAGCAUCAGACAUGCGUGGAGAGGCAGCAGAGCGACCCGAAUAACCCAGACCUUCACGCGCAGAAAAAGAAGAUCCAGGUGUACAUCGUGUCUUUGGGGAGAUGCCAGAAGCAGAGUGUGCAGCGGCUGCGCAACGAGGUGGACGCGCUCAAGGCGGACAACGCGAACGGAUCGAAAGUUUCCAUACCGUCGCUCCUCGGACUGAACAACAACAAUCACAUUACAAACAAUAAUGAGACGAAACACGAAGCGGCCGCCAAUGGUUUCGAGACGAAGCCGUCGAAGGAAAACUACGAGGAAGUCGUUAGGAAUGGCGAUGUUCACCGUUCGCGUGAUAAGGAUUGUGAAAAGCUACGUUCCAGCUCGGUGGAAACCGUUUCCGGCGAAGACGACGUCGUCGAGGUGUCGUUGGACGAAAAUUCCGACGACAAGCAGGAGGAGGAGGCGCAGAAGGAACACAACAUCGAAACGUCUGAGAAGUACAAUUACCUGAAUUGCCUCGGGCUUAUUACCAAGUCCAAGUGUAUGGAGCUGCAGAACCGGAGGGUGGAAAGGAAACGUCGUAGCACGGCUAAUCCGCAAUUUGUGUACUCCAUGUUCGAGCAACCAUCUAAGCGGAAGAGGCAUUCCUAUUUGCAAUCGGGAAACGCUCCUCACACUCGGCAGACGACCGCACGUAUGAACGGUCCGUCGCCACCACCUAACAAAACUCAGCCAACCAAAUCUACCUCGCCACCGGCGCAAACGGUAACCAAGUCGUUAUACCCAGUCCAUAAGUCCACCACUAGGCCAAAUAUCCUCAGAAACGCGGACAGCAAGGUCUUCGUGAAUAAAAACAAAAUGGAAGACAACCAAGUGCGAUUGUCCGUGUCCAGUGCCAAAUCUGUUCAGUCGAUAGGUAACAAGGUUGUUCACAUACCCGGAUUACCGUCUAGCUUGACCAUCGAGAGGAUUGGGAGUGACUCUAUCGUGUGCAUCUGUUGUGAAAAUCCAGGUUCGUUAACAACAUGCAGGAAUUGCUCAAGUAACUAUCACAUCUCGUGUCAUACCCGAUCAACGCCUCCACCCAGGAUCUGUCCAAAGUGUAUAUCAUCAAUGGAUGAGGAAGAAGACAUCGAAAAGGACGAAGAAGCUAAUGGACAAGAAGUCGACAAUAAAUUGCUACGUUACAAAAAGGACGAAAAACUCGCUGCAACAACGAAUGCGUCAGGACUUGUUGGGAAAGCAAGAGAAGACCCAGAGGUCUAUAAAGCGUCUGGUGGACUUUAUAAAGUUGAUACAACUCAGAAAAAAUACCCCUCCACCGUCUUCGGCGUCAAUCAGCUGCCUGCCUCAACCUUCCUCAUCCCGAUCAACACGAACGAUAUCUCCGUCUCAAACGUCAACAAGUCCGAAGACAGCAAGCUCACCCCGGUCUUCGAUAACGAGUACCGACAAGCCACCGUACUUCGCGAUCACGUCGUCAAUCACUACUCACGCAUCUCCUAUGUCAAAGAAGACCAGGUUGUCGCCAGUUCCCACUCCUACCAAUUGCCCAGUACCACCGUCCAAUCAGAAAAGCAUCAAUCAUAUUUCAUCAUCAAGAAAAUCACCGAGCCGACUGGAAGGUCCAAUCAGUCUUCUAGCGGUGAAACCGAAGAACCAAGCCGCACCACAGUUUUCAACUACCAAUUGCCGACCAGUUGCGGCACUACCAUUCAGGCCGGCUUCCAACCCGUCGUCACCCAUCCCCUGUUCUACGAUCGUAACAACAGUAAGAAACAAACCAAUCGUGCAGUCCCACUCCACCGUGUCAUCGUACCAAAAUUGCCAAAUUCUCUUCACCCCGUCUCGAACGACCAUCAGCUGGACCGAGCAACCCUCAACGGCAGAAAGCCCUGGGCCAAAUUCGCACGCGGCGACAAACUCUGUGUCGAUCAGUCAGCCGGAUCAAGCGCAGAAAUCAUACUGUCUCCUUACGGCGAUGCCGAAAACAGCGAUGACGAGCAGCAGCGGCCAGGAUCAACCGGAUCAGCGGAGGAAGCAGCAGCAACGGCGAGUCGCGACGAUCGUGGCAAGUGCCGAUCAAGAAACUUCAUCUACUCAUUGUUCCCAAGCCAUAACAAGUCCCAUACCGUCACCGAUGGUGCACGCGAGUCACGAGGCUUCGGCGCAAACGACCGAGACUGUCCUCUCCUGCGGCAGCAGCUCUGCCGCGAGGAGCACGAGCUGGAGCUGCACGAGCAGCCAGACAGCAAGCCAGCAGCAGUCCAGCUCGAGCGGCGCGCUCUCACGCGCUUCUUCGAGCACGUGAAAUUGGAAGAAGCGCAUAUAUCAGCGCCACUUAGAACAAAGCUAGCACACGAGGAUGAGGUCGGGGAUGAUAACGACGACGACGACGACGAGAUUGCCCGGGAGGACAGCCCGCGCGACGAGCAGUACGAUGACGGUGGUACCGUUGCUAAAGCUCCACUGUUGACGUCCUGCGACGACCUGGACGAGGACCGCUUGAUCAGUCGCGUUGCUUGGCUACACGAAGACUGGGACAUCGCCAGUGACGAUGGCAAUGUCGCGAGCAAAGCGGCCGUCCGUCGUCUUUCGGACGCAGUCUCGACGCAGUCCGGCUACGAGCUCGCUCGCGUUAACCGGCGCUGCUCGUCGGUGACUCCGCGGCAUUCGGCGGAGCGCGAGGACGAUCGACUGACAACGGCGGCGGCGGCACUGCGCAUUGCACAAAACAAUCUUUCGGAGCUUCGUAACGAGGUCUCAGUUCCUGACGAUAAGGCUGACACCGAGAGACAAGACUUACCCAGUGGUAGGCGGUUGAGAAGCAGAAGCAACAGCAGCAGCAGCGGCCACAGCGACACCCCGGCGCAAGCGAUGAACGUGAACGAUCUCUCGGACGAGUUUAACAUACUGGCCAUGGGUCUCGUCUCUCCGGGGGAAAGGGGCGAGGAGCUGGAGCAAGUCGGCGACGAGUCCACGGCGAGUGAGACUGAUGCCGCCACUGGUUAGACAUAAUUAGAUUAAUUACGUUGACAUUAAGGCUCCUGGUUCCACGUUGAAUCACGAGCACAGUUCAACAGUGAGGAACCACGCGGAUCUUUUUUUCUUGCCCUAUACAUCGGAGUAGAUUAAUCUUUUCGCCACCCGCGUUCAACAGUGGAUUAGUGGAUGCAAUAAAAACUGCUUUUUAUUGUUUUAUAUUAAUAAACGCGCGUAAUCGAAUAUGUCCUACAGCAGAAGUAGAUCCCUCAGCAGUUGAUUAACGAAUAGAUAAAAAAUAUACUAAUUUACGUUGAACGUUGGUGGUAGCGAAAGGAAUGAGGAUACAUUUCUACUGCAAGGGAGAAACAAGAGAGCCUUAUUGUCGAUCGCGCUCGGGAACCCGAUGGUCUCCUCCGCGGCAUUCACGCGUCUUCUCUUGGAAAAGAACGCGCGACGUGCAGGUCGAUCGUCGGAAUCAUAGCAAUUAAGUCAGUAUACGAACGUGUUCUAUGCUAGAGAUAUUUUAAUGACGACAGUUCAGCGACACAGCCUGCAAGUUUUUACGCGGAGCAGGACAACUCGAGGACGCACGCGGCGUCUCCCAGUGUAUCGCGGCCUACGGCGCGUAGGACGAAGACGUCAUUGCUACAAUCGCAUUAAUCAUUUUACUUCGCAUUAGAAACCUCGCUCGAUGGUUUCGCGCGAGACGUUAGAGCGGAUCGUCCGAGGCCAGGCGCGCUUCCCUUCGCAAUGCUAGUUUUCCUCGUUUCUCGCGAUUCUGCGAUUGUCUCUCCGACGAAGUAAACGCGAGUUUCCUCCUCUCCGUUGCUCCGUAAUGGAAUUUAUACAUGUUACACCCAAUAUGUAUACGCGCACGGAAGGGCGCGAGAUUGCGGGACAUUCGGGAGAGGAAAUCGUUCAUUUCGCUCGUGCCGGCGUUUGUAAGCAUCGAGAUGAUUUUGAUUUUCUCGGUCCAACAGUCUCGUUUAUCCGAGCUGUUGGUCCUCGUGACGGCGAGAUUAGCAACGGCAAAUGAUCCAGUGAUUUACAAGCACGAGUGGAAAUCGAGCGGAUUCCGAUCUAGCGAUUCGAGCGAAUUUUCCAAGUCGAUUCUCUCGGAAACGGGACCUCGCCUCGCCUCGCAUUCCCGACCUCUGAGAGAGAUCCCGGUUGUGUACCACGAUUUUCGAGGGAACCCCGCGUGACUAGCUGAACCAAGCACAUAUCCGAGAAAUCGCGCGACUACUGACUCGAGAGAAGGCGACAAGGACGCGGGAGGGAGCCUAACUAUUACGUAAAUCAAGUCACAUUACCGUACUGCCUUAAUAGUGUUGUAAAAGUGCAACUUUUUAAAAACUCCGCGGAAGCGUGGAGGUGCCGAUUUACGUGCCCCGGAUGCAAACGCGGAUCGCGGAUGCGACGCGAUGGACGGCCGGCGAUCGGAGAACGAGAGCAAUCACGGUGGAGUAAUACGAUUAAUCAAAUUCUCGUUACCAUAAUCGAAAAAGCGUUAGAUGUUAAGGACCAUCGUCUGUAAGUUCCAUAAAGCGACGCGGUAAAACCGCUCGUCCUGUUUCUCACGAAAGUUGUAUUCUUGCCGAAGGUAGUUUGCAAAGUGAGAGAGAGAGAGAGAGAGAGAGAUUGUAUGUGUGUUUGUGUAUGCGUGUGUUCAUAAGCGGCCACUAUGUUUUGUUGAUACGAACUUGGACGGUAUUUGACGUUACGUUCAUUUUAAUUGCGUUUUUAAUUGUUUUUCGUCCGGACAGAGCGGAGCUGUGAUCUUUUGCAAGACGUUUUGCCUGUGCGAAAGGCGACCGGGUCGAUCGUGCGAAAGGUAGAGUUUAUGCCAUUGAGAAGUGUCGGGUGUGCUAGUAUUAUUUUUUGUUUUAUUCCCGGAAUUUGUCAGUUGCCCAUCGAUUAGUCUAUUUAUUUCGCGUUAACGUCGGCAUUCGCCGGCCACCAAAAUCGGUGCGCCCGCGUCAUCUAUAUCUGGUGUAUAAAGGAGAGAAGGAUCGAGGGCGCGGAGAAUUGUUAUACGCAAGCAUAGGCAACGAGAUAUCGAGAACGAGAGAUUCGUAUUUUUUAUGAAAUAAAGACGACUUAAGCAG